Molecule: messenger RNA, 985 nt
Organism: Nezara viridula (southern green stink bug)
Lineage: Eukaryota; Metazoa; Arthropoda; Insecta; Hemiptera; Pentatomidae
Source: the annotation of a GenBank genome assembly
AAGGACGGCAGACUCUAUAAGUGACAGGGAUCAGUGGAGCUCGCGAAGCAUGGCGUUGUGCAGGGUGCUGUGUUUAGUGCUCUUCAUUGCUGCGUGUUCGGAGGCUCUGUACAUCUUCCCUCCGAUCCACCUGCAGGCUCUGGCCACUGGGGGCUUGAAAGCCUAUAUGCAAGAUACAUGUGGCAUAGACGGAUUUGGCUUCCAAAUAAAGAGGACGAACGAGACGGCCUGGAAAACGGGAAACGGCACCAAAGAGGAGAUAUUUUGGACAUUCUGGGACCGAGGAAGGCAGGCCAAAGUCGGCGAUGUCUUUGACUUCUCAGCCAGAGUUUGGUACGAAGGAAUACCUUACACCUAUCCAUCAAACAAGUGGACUGUACCCGAAUUGGUCGAAGAAUUCACCGACCCACCCCACACUGAAACGGAAGAUAACUGCAUUCAGACCACCGAACUACCCAAGAAGAAGAUCAAAGAGGAACCUGAAAACAAAGAGACGACAAGGGAACCAAAGAAGGUGAAGAGCGAGGAGCAAGACCUUCUAAGGACGAUACCCCCAAGCGGGAUGUGCACCUAUGUCGAUCCUCCCAAGGCCAACUCGACCAAGGAGGAAGUCCUCGAAAAGCAGCUGUCCAUGCUCCAGUGCGAGAUGUCCGCCUUCCUGGAAAGGACUUCCAAACUCACCAGCGAACUCAAUAAAGAGCUCCUGGACCUGAAGAAACUCAAUUAUGCCGCAGUUGCCAGGAUGCAGCGACUGGAAUCCUUGAUCAGGACAAUCCCGAGGUCGAUCCCCUAUCCUUAUGUUUAGUCAAUUCGACCCCUAUGUCGCCUUUAUGAGGGGCUCGAGUGUAAUGUAUUUAUCAACACUACGCAUUCUAUUAUGUUUGAUCUCAAAUCAUGAAGUAUUUUUAUGAAACUAAAAUAGUUACCUUAUCGAGCAACAAACGUUACCUAAUACGUAAAACUUCAGAUUUGUGCAUGUCACGUA